This is a messenger RNA of Penicillium canariense, 447 nucleotides long. RefSeq lists its product as uncharacterized. NCBI's taxonomy places the organism in Eukaryota, Fungi, Ascomycota, Eurotiomycetes, Eurotiales, Aspergillaceae. The record is from RefSeq and is a predicted model, not a curated record. The annotation marks the transcript as partial. The transcript is spliced from 2 exons.
AUGACCAAUCACACCAACUUCCACGCUCUCCGUCAAGAAAUUGAGCGCAUUCAACCGGGAGAUCCUGAGUUAACUCUGUACAGGGGUUUGGACUGUAAUUCUCGGGCUGCAGUGUCCGAUUGCCUAGGGAUCCAUCACCCAUCACGCGUCCCCAAGACUGGCAUGCUUCGCAGACCGGCCAGUACGGGUAUGAGACUAAUGCGAGAAAAUUUCUCAUUGUGUAGUGCAGGAGGCUCGGUUCCGAGACUUGGGGAUCCUGUUUGGCGGGACGUGGUCGACCAGGUAAACCAAUACUUGAGCAACGCAUACACGAGACGUCGACCUACAGAUCGCACCCCAGUGUCUGGAGUAGUUGCUGUCGGCUGGGAAAGGCACAUUUACAGAGACGACGAUGAGAUGGAACUGCUGGUUACCUCGGUGAUUGUGUGGAUAGGAGCUACAGGCUAC